AUGACAGGUUCCCAAAAGAUCCAGAUAUUAAAGAUAAAUGGAUUUUCUGCUACUGGAAAAACAAAUUGGUUCCCAACGAAGUAUAGCAGAAUUUGUUCUGUUAAUUUCACAAAUGAACAAUUUAACUCGUCAACAAAAAGGCGGACUUUGAUCAAAUCAGCAGUACCGACAGUCGACAUAUGGAAACUGAUUACGGCAACAGAUAAUUUUCAGCCAACGAUGACGCCAUCAACGUCUAAAUGUGAAUUUCCAGAGAUAGUUGAUUCCGCAGGUAACCAGCAAUUGACGCCCUCAAUAAGUGAUUCUGUGAAAGCUGACACUCCGAGGAAAAAAAAAUUACGCUCUGAAAUUAUUAGAAGUCGCGUCGUCAUUGCAGACCAGCGACAUUCAAACAUCUUUAAA
Brenthis ino (lesser marbled fritillary) is the source of this 402-nucleotide messenger RNA. The record is from the annotation of a GenBank genome assembly. Lineage: Eukaryota; Metazoa; Arthropoda; Insecta; Lepidoptera; Nymphalidae.